AUGAGUGAGGAACAGGACCCCCUAUUAGCAGGAUUGGGAGAAACGCCCAUCGAUAACGGCGCACAACAGCCACAGGACCAACAACCAGAGCAACCACAGGAAGUAGAAGGGCCAAAUGAGGAGGAACCUCCGAGAUUAGAUCCUGAGCAAGAGGCUCAUAACAAGGCCUUGAACCAAUUCAAGAGAAAGCUGCUAGAACACAGAAGAUACGAUGAUCAAUUGAAGCAGCGCCGUCAAAAUAUACGAGAUCUAGAGAAGCUAUAUGACAAGACCGAAAAUGAUAUUAAAGCUUUGCAAAGUAUUGGACAACUGAUUGGUGAAGUUAUGAAAGAGUUGUCUGAAGAGAAGUAUAUAGUUAAGGCCUCUUCAGGCCCACGUUAUAUUGUUGGGGUGAGGAAUUCGGUAGAUCGUUCCAAGUUGAAGAAGGGUGUCAGAGUCACUCUGGAUAUUACCACUUUGACUAUAAUGAGAAUUUUACCAAGAGAAACGGAUCCAUUAGUGUACAAUAUGACCAGUUUUGAACAAGGCGAAAUCACUUUUGAUGGUAUCGGUGGUUUGACUGAUCAAAUUAGAGAAUUGAGAGAAGUUAUAGAAUUGCCAUUGAAGAACCCUGAAAUUUUUCAAAGAGUCGGUAUCAAACCCCCAAAGGGUGUACUACUAUACGGACCUCCUGGUACCGGUAAAACUUUAUUGGCCAAGGCAGUUGCCGCUACCAUUGGUGCCAACUUCAUUUUUUCCCCUGCGUCUGGUAUUGUAGAUAAAUAUAUUGGUGAGUCUGCCCGUAUUAUCAGAGAAAUGUUUGCAUACGCUAAGGAGCACGAGCCUUGUAUCAUUUUCAUGGAUGAGGUAGAUGCCAUUGGUGGCCGUAGAUUCAGUGAGGGUACUUCAGCCGAUCGUGAGAUUCAGCGUACAUUAAUGGAAUUAUUGACCCAGAUGGACGGGUUUGAUAACCUGGGACAGACCAAGAUUAUCAUGGCUACAAACAGACCAGAUACUUUAGAUCCCGCUCUAUUGAGGCCCGGUAGAUUAGAUAGAAAAGUAGAAAUUCCGCUACCAAAUGAAGCCGGUAGAUUGGAAAUUUUCAAAAUCCAUACUGAAAAAGUCAAGAAAACUGGUGAGUUUGAUUUCGAGGCUGCUGUGAAGAUGAGUGAUGGUUUCAACGGUGCUGAUAUUCGUAAUUGUGCUACUGAGGCUGGGUUCUUUGCCAUAAGAGAGGACCGCGAUCACAUCACCUCUGACGAUUUAAUGAAAGCUGUAAGAAAAGUAGCUGAAGUUAAGAAAUUGGAAGGUACUAUAGAAUAUCAAAAACUAUGA
Messenger RNA from Saccharomyces kudriavzevii IFO 1802, 1314 nucleotides. RefSeq names its product proteasome regulatory particle base subunit RPT4 (gene RPT4). Gene Ontology annotation, cellular component: cytosolic proteasome complex; proteasome regulatory particle, base subcomplex. Gene Ontology annotation, biological process: positive regulation of RNA polymerase II transcription preinitiation complex assembly. Gene Ontology annotation, molecular function: proteasome-activating activity; ATP binding; ATP hydrolysis activity. The transcript has a single exon. NCBI's taxonomy places the organism in Eukaryota, Fungi, Ascomycota, Saccharomycetes, Saccharomycetales, Saccharomycetaceae. The record is from RefSeq and is a predicted model, not a curated record. The coding region runs from base 1 to 1314 and encodes 437 amino acids.